This is a messenger RNA of Prunus armeniaca (apricot), 558 nucleotides long. Lineage: Eukaryota; Viridiplantae; Streptophyta; Magnoliopsida; Rosales; Rosaceae. The record is from the annotation of a GenBank genome assembly.
AUGGUUUCUCAAGACCAAAGUAAGGACUCUGGCUCCAAAAAAAAUGGAGGUAAGGAGCUUGGAAUGGUAACUCCUCAAGACAAGCCCUUGAAGAAGAUGAAGUUUGUUUCAUCUGCUGAGACAGAACCAACCAGCACGACAACAAUUUCUGAGGAUUCAAAGUCAGGUCGAGGUAUGAGCACAAUGCCUCGUGUUGUGAAGAGAAAAUUGCAGAAAAUCAAGCCAGUUGUUGAGUACAAUAAAAGGGGGAAAGGAUGUGGCCAUGCACAUACUGAGAUGCAGUCCUACAUUGGUGUGUUGGCACGCUCCAGAGUCCCACUUGUGGACAAGAAAUGGGCUGAAAUCCCCAAGGAUAUAAAGGAGCAGAUUUGGGAAGCCGUUGACAUGGCUUUUGUGGUAGGUCAAGGGGGCAAGAACUCGGUGUUAUCUUCUGCUGCCAAGAAAUGGAAGGAUUUUAAGUCUACACUAACGAGGCAUUAUAUCCUUCCAUACAUCAAGGAGAGGGAGAAAUUAAGCCAACCCCCUGAAAUAUAUAAAUUCAUAGAGAAAGCAGAAUGA